Messenger RNA from Pichia membranifaciens NRRL Y-2026, 2616 nucleotides. RefSeq lists its product as hypothetical. The record is from RefSeq and is a predicted model, not a curated record. The transcript is spliced from 2 exons. Gene Ontology annotation, biological process: proton transmembrane transport; vacuolar acidification. The coding region runs from base 42 to 2504 and encodes 820 amino acids. Gene Ontology annotation, molecular function: ATPase binding; proton-transporting ATPase activity, rotational mechanism. Gene Ontology annotation, cellular component: vacuolar proton-transporting V-type ATPase complex; vacuolar proton-transporting V-type ATPase, V0 domain; fungal-type vacuole membrane. Lineage: Eukaryota; Fungi; Ascomycota; Pichiomycetes; Pichiales; Pichiaceae.
ACAGACACUUCAUUGUCACGAUUUGCUAGCACCGCAUCACAAUGCCAGUCAACGAGGCUAUUUUCCGCUCUGCGGAAAUGACAAUGAUCCAGCUGUAUAUCCCGACGGAGAUUUCGAGAGAAUCGAUUUAUUCGUUGGGAUCGCUCGGGUUGGUGGAGUUCCGGGAUUUGAACAAGAACGUGAACCAGUUCCAGCGUUCGUUCGUCAACGAGAUCCGGAAGCUGGACAACGUUGAAAGGCAGUACAGACUUUUGAUCAAGGAGAUGGAAGCACACGGGAUUGUUCCACCGGAGACCUUGGUGGAGGAUUACGAAUUGUCCCAUAAGAACACGGUCUCCACGUCCCAGCUAGACGAGAUCUGCUCCAACGCACAAUUGCUCGAAGACAGAGUGACACAGCUAUCCGAUGCGGCCGAGGACUUGUUGAAGAAACAGAUGGACCUCAAGCAGUACCAGCAGGUUUUGUCCGCCACGGACAAGUACUUCCCCGGCGAAGUGACGAGGGAUUUGAUCGAACUGGACGAUGACCAAGAGCAGGCAUUGCUGGAGGCCCGCGGCGACAGGGAUUCCAACUUUAUCACCGGUGUGAUUCCAAGAGAAAAGAUCCCUAUCUUGGAGAAGAUUUUGUGGAGAGUUUUGAGAGGUAACUUGUUGUUCAAAACGACGGAGAUCGAGCAGAAGAUGUACGACCAGAAGGCUAAGGAGUUUGUCGACAAAAACUCUUUUGUCAUCUUCUCCCACGGAGAGAUGAUUCUUUCGAGAGUCCGCAAGAUCUGUGAGUCGUUGGACGCAGACCUCUAUCAAGUGAGCUCCGAUUCCAAGUCAAGACAAGGCCAACAGGUGCAAAUCAACGAGCAGUUGACCGACAUCACCAACGUUUUGGAAAACACGAACCUGACUUUGACGACCGAAUUGAGAGUCAUCUCCAGCGAGAUCGACGAUUGGACCAAAUGCGUCAAACUGGAGAAAUCCGUUUACGAAAUCAUGAACAAGUGCCACUACGACCUUGGCAGAAAGUGUCUCAUUGGAGAAGGGUGGGUGCCAACAGACGACAUUCCAACAAUCCAAAACACGUUGGAGGAAUGCUCCACCCAGUUUUCCACGGACGAGGACUCGACUUUCCCGAUCAUCAUGAACACGGUCAACACCACGCGGACACCACCAACGUACCACAAGACAAACAAGUUCACUGCGGCCUUCCAGGCGAUGUGCGACUCUUACGGUAUUGCCACAUACCGGGAGGUGAAUGCUGCUUUGCCCACUGCUGCGACUUUCCCGUUCUUGUUUGCCAUCAUGUUUGGUGACUUGGGUCACGGGUUCAUUAUGUUUUUGGCUGCGUCCUUUUUGGUUCUGAACGAGCGGAAGAUCGGGCGGAUGAAGAGAGACGAGAUCUUUGACAUGGCGUACAGCGGGCGUUACAUCUUGUUGUUGAUGGGCUUGUUCUCGAUGUAUACGGGGUUCCUCUACAACGACGUCUUUUCAAUCUCGAUGACGUUCUUCAAGUCCGGGUGGGCAUGGCCUUCCUCGUGGAAGGAGGGCGAGAGCAUCGAGGCGCACCAGGUGGACACGUACCUGAUCGGAUUGGACCCUGCCUGGCACGGGGCGGAGAACACGUUGUUGUUUGCGAACUCGUACAAGAUGAAGUUGUCGAUCUUGAUGGGGUUCAUCCACAUGUCCUACUCUUACGUCUUCUCGUUGGUGAACGCGAUCCACUUCCACUCGAUGAUCAACAUUGUCGGGAACUUCAUCCCCGGGUUCAUCUUCAUGCACGGCAUCUUCGGCUACUUGACCAUCUGCAUCAUCUACAAGUGGUGCGUCGACUGGGUUGCGAUCGGCAAGCCCGCCCCUAGCUUGUUGAACAUGUUGAUCAACAUGUUCUUGGCGCCGGGCCAGGUCGACGAGGAGUUGUACGCGGGCCAGGCCGGCGUGCAGGUCUUCCUCCUUGUGGCGGCCCUCAUCUGCGUGCCCUGCCUCCUUCUCAUCAAGCCGCUCUGGUUCAAGCACCAGGAGUCCAAGAAGUACGAGUCCUUGGCCCUGUCCACAGAGGCCGCCGCAGCCUCCGGCGACGACGAAAACAACCUCUUGUCCAAUCUCGACCUCGGCGACGACGAGGAGCACGAGGAGGAGACCUUUGGCGACGUGAUGAUCCAUCAGGUGAUCCACACCAUCGAGUUCUGCCUCAACUGUGUCUCCCACACGGCCUCCUACUUGCGUCUCUGGGCCUUGUCCUUGGCCCACGCCCAGCUCUCCCAGGUCUUGUGGUCGAUGACCCUCGGCUCCAGCUUCAGCUUCUCCGGUCUCGGCGGCUCCGUCUUCGUCUUCCUCAUGUUCGGCAUGUGGUUCAUCCUCACCGUGUGCAUCUUGGUUGUCAUGGAGGGAACCUCCGCCAUGCUCCACGCUUUGAGACUACACUGGGUCGAGUCCAUGUCCAAGUUCUUCGAGGGCGAGGGUGUUCCCUACACCCCGUACUCUUUCGGUUCCAUCCUUGACACCCCUGCCCAGUGAUCCCUGUAUAUUGAUGUAACCACUUACUAGACAUUCACAACUAACUACAUAUACACCAACCAACCCUGCCUCCUACUCCGGCCCAAACCCCGUCCAGACCGCCCGACCCCGU